AUGCCUAUGCACCAAUACGAUUACCUCUUUGCGAUCGGCACGCUGUUCGCUAUCCUCGACGCCUUCAACAUUGGCGCUAACGACGCUGCCAAUAGCUGGGCGACGUCUGUCGCGAGUAAAUCGCUUACGAUGAGGCAGGCAGUCCUUGGAGCGGCGGUCAUGGAGUUCGUCGGCGCCGUCUCGGUUGGAUCCCGCACCGCCGACACCAUCAAAAGCGGCAUCAUCCAGUCGGCCGCCUUCCGCGGCGACCCAGGCAUCCAGCUCCUCGCCUUCACCUGCGCCAUCGUCGCCUCCGGCAGCUGGUUGAUGGUCUGCACUCGCAUGGGCUGGCCCGUCUCGACUACGUACUCGAUUGUCUCUGCGGUUGCUGGUGUUGGUGUCGCGCUUGGCGGCGCAGACUCGGUGCAGUGGGGUUGGAAUGGCGGAAAAGGUCUCGCCACCAUCUUCGCCGGCUUCGGUAUCGCCCCCGCCAUCGCCGGUGGCUUCGGUGCCGUCGUCUACCUCCUCGUCAAGUUCGGUGUCCUCGCCCGCCGCAACUCCUUCCCCUGGGCGCUCGGCAGUGGACCCGUCGUCUUCUUCACUUGCGCGGCCGUCAUGACGCUCUCGAUCAUCUACAAGGGCGCUCCAUCGCUCGGCCUCAAGGAGCUCUCGAGCAGCGGUGUCGCGGCUGCCACCGUCGGAACUGCCGCGGUUGUUGCCCUCCUCGCCGUCCUCUUCUGGGUUCCCUACGUCCACGCUCGCGUCGCCAAGAAGGAUUACACCAUCCGCUUCUACCACUUCUUCCUCGGCCCGCUUCUCUGGUUCCGCAAGCCCCCCGCAGACGCCGAGGAGCGCCUCUCGUCCGUUCCCGAUUACCGCAUGCGCGCCGACCGCGAGGGCGAGACGCACGGCAACGUCCGCCAGCCCGUUCAGGACGCCGAGUCUGGCUCGCCCAGCGAGUCGUACGAGGACAAGGACAAGAUCAUCGAGGGCGAGGACACGACCGUCCCCCGGACGCACGAGUCGACGCUCCAGAAGGAGGUUGAGCGCGCGGACCCGCACCCGAUUGAGGGCGUUUGGGCGGAGCCGAAGAACCUCUGGAUCAUCCUUCGCUACAAGGCGGUUCCGUACGUCAAAAAGGUCCUCACGCACGGCACGACCUACGACAUCCACGCCGCGCAAGCCGGUCUCGCCGGCACUCCCGAGCACCGUCGCAUGGCCCAGGUCUACGAGCGCGCCAAGCAGUACCCCAACGAGACCGAGGCGUGCUACUCCUUCGUCCAGGUCCUCACCGCCUGCGUCAACUCGUUCGCCCACGGCGCGAACGACCUCGGCAACGCUGUCGGCCCCUUCGCGGUUAUCUACCACACCUGGUCGACGGCAACGCUCAGUGGCAAGAAGACGGAUGUGCCUGUGUGGAUCCUCGUGGCCGGCGCGUGCUUCCUCGUGCUUGGUCUCGGGACAUACGGUUACAACAUCAUGCGCGUUCUCGGCAACAAGAUUACGCUCCACUCGCCGUCGCGCGGCUUCUCGAUGGAGCUCGGCAGCGCCAUCACCGUCGUCCUCGCGUCGCAGUACGGCUUGCCCGUCUCGACCACCAUGUGCAUCACUGGCUCGACCGUCGGCGUCGCGCUCUGCAACGGCGACUUCCGCGCCGUCAACUGGCGUGCGGUCGGCUGGAUCUUCUUGGGAUGGGUCAUCACCGUCCCCGUUGUCGGCACUCUUGCUGGCUGCUUGAUGGGCAUCGUCCUCAACGCGCCUCACUUCCCCUCGCAGUAG
Rhodotorula toruloides NP11 is the source of this 1758-nucleotide messenger RNA. Its product is annotated as sodium:inorganic phosphate symporter. Gene Ontology annotation, biological process: phosphate ion transmembrane transport. Bases 1 to 1758 code for a protein of 585 amino acids. The record is from RefSeq and is a predicted model, not a curated record. The transcript is spliced from 11 exons. Gene Ontology annotation, cellular component: membrane. Lineage: Eukaryota; Fungi; Basidiomycota; Microbotryomycetes; Sporidiobolales; Sporidiobolaceae.